Molecule: messenger RNA, 888 nt
Organism: Helianthus annuus (common sunflower)
Lineage: Eukaryota; Viridiplantae; Streptophyta; Magnoliopsida; Asterales; Asteraceae
Product: chaperone protein dnaJ 8, chloroplastic
Exons: 3
Coding region: 195-695 (166 amino acids)
Source: RefSeq, a predicted model, not a curated record
UUUCUCUCACUGAAACCUUCAAAUUCAUCUUUCCAAUUCCUUGAAUUCCACCAUCGGAAACCGAAUCCUUGAUUAUUAUCCAAAUCAACACAAAAUUUCAUCAUAUUUCAUCAUAUAUUUCGAAUCUUAUUUCAGAUCUCAUAUUAACAGAUUUUGAUUUGUGAAGAAGAAGAGCAAAAUUUGAAGAUAUUGUUAUGGCGUGUGUUGCUGGAAUGAUGAACGGAUACAUGUCAUCGUCGACGGCAUCGUCGUCGUCGUUUGGAAAAUUGAAGAAUUCGCAUAAGAAGAAGACGAAUCGGAACGAUCGGAGGUUUAGGAUUGGAGUUACGUGUGUUUCGUCCAGUCCUGUUGCGUUAGAUCCGUAUAAAACGUUGAGUAUUCGUCCUGAUGCUUCUGAAUCUGAGGUUAAAAAGGCGUUUAGACAGUUAGCGUUGAAGUAUCAUCCGGAUGUGUGUAGAGGAAGUAAUUGUGGAGUUCAGUUUCAUCAAAUCAACGAAGCUUACGAUACUGUGAUGAGUAAUCUGAGAGACGAAACGAGAGUGAGCGAGAUGGAUAUGUAUGGACCACCGGAUGCAGGGAUCGACGAGCCGAUGAGGGGGAUGGACGAUCCGGAUUGGGACAUGUGGGAAGAGUGGAUGGGUUGGGAAGGUGCUGGGAUUAGAGAUUACACUUCACAUAUUAAUCCCUACAUCUGAAGUGUUUUAAGAUCUGUGGUGUUUUGAGAUUGAUUAAUGUUGAUCCAAAUGCUUGUUUCUGUAUAUAAAAAUGUGUUUGUGGAGAUGAUGGUAUUAGUGUUCAUCUCUGAUUGUAUAUACGUAUGAUUUUAUGAUUAAUCUUGUGUAAUUAUGCUUAAUUGCUGUUUGGGAAUAAAGAUUUCCUUGGAUUCCA